CAAACUCACUGUCUAUAUAUAGUUAUGUACUCACUGUCUCUGCUACAAACCAAAAGCCCCACUGCCUCUUCUUGUACAAUGGAGUUCUGGACAAUUCCGAGAACAACUCAGGUAACUGAGGUUGUAGUAGUGCUGACUCUCCUAGUUUUACUUAGCACAAAUGUUGUUGAAAGUCGAAAAGCUCGGGCUAAUGACUACUUUCACUACUCAGCUAUAAGUUGUAGAACUCAUAGUGCUUCAUUGACAGACUUUGGAGGAGUUGGUGAUGGAACUACAUCAAACACCAAGGCCUUUCAGGCAGCUAUCAAUCAGUUAAGCCAGUAUGCAUCUGAUGGUGGGUCACAACUCUUUGUUCCAGCAGGAAAAUGGUUAACUGGAAGCUUCAAUCUCACUAGCCAUUUCACACUCUUUCUCCAUAAAGAUGCAGUUCUUCUUGCUUCUCAGGAGGAGAGUGAAUGGGCUGUAAUUGAUCCACUGCCAUCCUAUGGUCGAGGAAGGGAUACCGAUGGUGGAAGGUUCAUUAGUCUUAUUUUUGGAACCAACCUCACUGAUGUUGUAAUAACAGGGGACAAUGGCACUAUUGAUGGUCAAGGUGCUCUCUGGUGGGAAAAAUUCCACAAAAAAAAGCUGAAGUACACCCGUCCUUACCUGAUUGAAAUAAUGUACUCUGAUAAAGUUCAAAUAUCCAAUCUCACUUUGCUCAAUUCUCCAUCAUGGAACGUCCAUCCUGUUUACAGCAGCAAUGUCCUUGUUCAAGGCAUUACAAUUCUUGCACCAGUGAAUUCUCCAAAUACUGAUGGGAUCAACCCAGACUCUUGCACAAAUACCAGGAUUGAGGACUGUUACAUUGUGUCUGGGGAUGAUUGUGUAGCUGUUAAGAGUGGUUGGGAUGAGUAUGGUAUUGCUUAUGGAAUGCCUACCAAGCAACUGGUAAUCAGACGGCUUACAUGCAUUUCUCCAACCAGUGCAGUGAUUGCAUUGGGCAGUGAAAUGUCUGGUGGGAUCCAAGAUGUAAGGGCUGAAGACAUUGUAGCCAUCAAUUCAGAAUCAGGAGUGAGGAUCAAAACUGCAGUAGGAAGAGGAGGUUUUGUAAAAGACAUAUAUGUCAGAGGGAUGACCAUGAACACCAUGAAAUGGGCCUUUUGGAUGACAGGGAAUUAUGGCUCUCAUGCGGAUAACAACUAUGAUCCUAAUGCACUUCCUGUAAUCCAGAAUGUUAAUUAUCGUGAUGUGAUUGCCGAGAAUGUAACAAUGGCAGCAAGAUUGGAGGGAAUUUCCGGUGCUCCAUUUACGGGAAUUUGCAUGUCUAAUGUCACAAUUAAACUGGCUAAGAAGGCAAAGAAAGUUCUAUGGAACUGUACUGAUAUUGCUGGGAUUUCAAGUGCUGUGGUUCCUCAGCCAUGUGAUUUGUUGCCAGACCAAGGAGUAGGGAAGAUAACAUCAUGUGAUUUCCCAGAAGAGAGCCUGCCAAUCGAUAAUGUUCAACUUCAGAUGUGUGGUUACCAGAGGAAGUAUUUUUGAGUCUACUGCACUGAACUAAAGCUUCUAUAUAUCGGAACUUAUUUUCUGUUUGUAAUGAUUGUUGUACUGGUAAAACACACAUUUUCUGGAAGGAGAAAACCUGUCACACACAUUUUUUUGAAUUGAACUUGUGAGUUGAAGACACAAUUUCAGUUUUGAAAUCAUGUCUUCAACUCAUGAUUUCAAUUCAAAGAAUAGGUGUGUAACAAUAUGUGUAUAAUAAGAUGUGUGUAACAAACACUACCCUUUUUUGGAAAUGCUCAUAACAUUUAUAAAUUAAAAUAAUAGUAUCAUGGAUUAUGUCA
Molecule: messenger RNA, 1826 nt
Organism: Quercus lobata
Lineage: Eukaryota; Viridiplantae; Streptophyta; Magnoliopsida; Fagales; Fagaceae
Product: probable polygalacturonase
Exons: 6
Coding region: 25-1521 (498 amino acids)
Biological process (GO): carbohydrate metabolic process
Molecular function (GO): polygalacturonase activity
Source: RefSeq, a predicted model, not a curated record